CUGAGUUCCUAAUAAAGAGGCUCCGAGACUCCUCGGAAGUUAUCCAACCAAAGACAUUGCUUAUCUCAAGCCUUUAACAAGUCAAAGGUUGAGGCUACACGUAAUCUAAAGUCUUCCCAUUACCCCAUGAUUGCAACCAAACAUCAGGCUCAGCCCAUCGCAAGUCUGGUACCACCUUUACAGCCCAACCAUCAACACCAAGUCCCCGGCAGACGCCAAGAUGCGAGCAACACUGGUGGCCGUUCUCUGCCACCUCUCUCUGGCCUUUGCACUGGCCGACGAACGGACAGUGCUAAGAGCGGCCAUCUCGCCAGCGGUCUCGCACUGGAAGAGGAGUGCAAGACUUGCUAGUGACCAGUCCAUCCACAUCGACUUGGCACUUGCUACGGCGUCGGAGCGAUACUCGUUGCCGGCACGAGUGGCCAGGUACAUCGACUAUGUCCUGCCCGCUCCGGACCCGGACCCGGUCUCGUCGGCGCCCAAGUCUGUUGCAGUGCAGGACCCGCCGACGCCCAAAGGCGGAAUAGGUGCACGUCAGACGCGCGACGUCGACUGCCUGCAAUAUAUUGCGCCGCAGUGCCUUCGGCAGCUCGCGUGGCUGGCUGAAGACCUUGACAUGUUCUUUGGCGACUUCGCCUCGGACCUGUUGACCAACUUCAACCUGGAACCCAACCUGGACUACGAGUACACCAUGGCCAUGGCCAAGCCGAUCCCCGUGACCAACAUCCAGGUGGGCGACUUGGUGGUGCAGGGCAACCUCAACAUCAUGCUGGCCGCCUUCAAUGAGCACUACUGCCGCACCGGCCUAGACCCGCAGUUCGACCCUGUGUACCCGGACCCGGCGCCGGGGGGUUACAACGCCAGCGACUGCGGCACGCACGUCCCGCCGCGUGUCAUCGCCAUCAUGUACGCAUGGAACGAGGCCUGGUACUCGGACGCAUACGCCCGCCGCCACGAGGGGUUCUUUGCGUCCGUCUUCCCCGCCUCGUGCCCGUGGGUCACGUCGGUCGGCGGUACGCAAUUUCUGCCCGUCGUUUCCAACGGCAGCAGCAGCACGACGGCUAGUAGUGGCGUUCCGUCGUCGUCGUCAUUCCCGGGCGAGACGGCGCUCGACGACAACAACACCGUAUCGUCCGGCGGCGGCUUCAGCCGCCUCUUCCCGGCGCCGUGGUACCAGGGUAACCUGACGCACGAGUACCUGGCCUCCGCGCCGGGCGCCGCCGAACUGGCGCGGCAAGGCUACUUCAACGGCUCGGGCAGGGGCUACCCGGACAUCUCGGCCAUGGCGCGGAGCUUUCUAGUCGCGCUGCAUGGCGGGUACCACGCUGUGUCGGGCACGUCGGCGUCGACGCCCGUCGUUGCCGCCAUGGUGGCCAAGAUCAACGACGCGCGGCUGCACGCCGGCAAGAGCACCGUCGGAUUUCUCAACCCUGUCCUGUAUUCUGACGCUGCGCGGAAGGCGGGCGUGCUGCGCGAUGUGCAGCUGGGCAAGAAUCACGGGUGCGGAGUCGGCGAGGCGUUCCCCGCCAGGCGGGCGUGGGAUGCUGUGACUGGGUUAGGAACGCCGGACUUUGAGAAGCUGAAGGAGUUGUACCUCGGUUUGCCAUGA
Molecule: messenger RNA, 1609 nt
Organism: Neurospora tetrasperma FGSC 2508
Lineage: Eukaryota; Fungi; Ascomycota; Sordariomycetes; Sordariales; Sordariaceae
Exons: 5
Coding region: 221-1609 (462 amino acids)
Biological process (GO): proteolysis
Molecular function (GO): tripeptidyl-peptidase activity; serine-type endopeptidase activity
Source: RefSeq, a predicted model, not a curated record